AUGGCGAUUAGUGCAAGAAGCAGUGUCGACGUGAGAGCAAGAGUCCUUCCUCGCUCAUGGCUUCGGCUCAUCAAUCUGCUGAAGAAGAGGAACCUCCCACCCGUCCCGGAUCAGCGUGGAAUAUCUGGCGAGUACAAGGCGAACUUUCUUUCUACGCUGUCAUUCCAGUGGAUGCAGCCUCUUCUUGUGACGGGAUAUCAGCGACCACUUGAGCUCAAUGAUAUCUGGGAGGUCAAUCCAAAGCGAGAGGUGGUCGUACUUGCGGAUAGAUCCAAGGCCGCGCUCGCAAAACGCAAGGCAAGGAAUACUCCAAGCAAGCUGGAUCUAUUGGUCUGGGCCAUCUAUGACACCUUUCCCGUGGAGCUCAUCAUCGGUGCUAUAUCAACAUUCAUUGCAUGGUGUCUUCAAGUGCUCACGCCAUUCGUGUUGAGAGACCUGAUCCAAUUUGUGCAGGAGGCUUACAACGCCACCUCAAGUGGCUCGCCGCCACCCAACAUUGGCCGUGGAAUCGGCCUGGCUGUCGGCAUAGCUUGUAUGCAGUCGUUGCAAUCGCUAUGCACGAACCAGUUCUUCUACCGCGGAAUGAUGCUUGGAGGUCAAGCUCGCUCUGUGCUCAUCGCUUGCAUAUUCGAGAAGGCUCUGAAGCUGUCAGGACGCGCUGAAACGGCCCAUGGCAAUGGUGGCGAAGGUUGGACGAACGCAAGGGUCAUCAACCUGAUGUCUACUGAUACCUCCCGCAUCGAUGCAGCCUGA
Fulvia fulva is the source of this 753-nucleotide messenger RNA. RefSeq names its product ABC-type transporter cicA. Bases 1 to 753 code for a protein of 250 amino acids. The record is from RefSeq and is a predicted model, not a curated record. Gene Ontology annotation, biological process: transmembrane transport. NCBI's taxonomy places the organism in Eukaryota, Fungi, Ascomycota, Dothideomycetes, Mycosphaerellales, Mycosphaerellaceae. Gene Ontology annotation, molecular function: ATP binding; ABC-type transporter activity. The transcript has a single exon. Gene Ontology annotation, cellular component: membrane.